This is a messenger RNA of Lathyrus oleraceus (garden pea), 1465 nucleotides long. Its product is annotated as alpha/beta hydrolase domain-containing protein WAV2. Gene Ontology annotation, molecular function: palmitoyl-(protein) hydrolase activity; serine-type peptidase activity. The transcript is spliced from 8 exons. The record is from RefSeq and is a predicted model, not a curated record. Gene Ontology annotation, cellular component: membrane. The coding region runs from base 156 to 1106 and encodes 316 amino acids. Gene Ontology annotation, biological process: proteolysis. Lineage: Eukaryota; Viridiplantae; Streptophyta; Magnoliopsida; Fabales; Fabaceae.
UCCACCGUUUAACAGUCCCACUUGACUUUUGGAAUUUCGGCGAAUACCGACGCUACUACGGUUUAAUCAAUUUCAAUUUUUUAAACCCCAAAAUCUAACUACCACUACUCACUUUUCCGCUUAACCCAAACGCGCUUAUUUUCAACAUCCACAAAAUGGUUUCGUACAUUAACAUCUUGUUCUACGGUGUCGGAGGGUUAGUCGUCGCCGGCAUGGCAUUGCUCGUGGCGUUUCAGGAGAAGCUUGUUUACGUUCCGGUGUUGCCGGGACUCACCAAAUCCUACUCUAUCAAUCCCUCUCGUCUGAGACUCACUUACGAAGAUGUAUGGCUCUCUUCUUCCGAUGGUGUUCGUCUUCACGCUUGGUUCAUCAAGCUUUUCCCUGACACCAGAGGACCGACCAUUUUGUUUUUUCAAGAAAAUGCUGGAAAUAUUGCUCAUCGCCUUGAAAUGGUUCGCAUUAUGUUGGACAAGUUACAAUGCAAUGUUUUCAUGCUUUCUUACCGGGGUUAUGGAGCAAGUGAAGGCUAUCCUUCUCAGCCGGGAAUUAUUAAGGAUGCUCAGGCUGCAUUGGAUCAUCUUUCUCAAAGGUCUGAUAUCGAUACAUCUAGAAUAGUUGUAUUUGGACGAUCACUUGGGGGUGCAGUUGGAGCUGUACUAACAAGAAAUAAUCCUGACAAGGUUGCUGGACUGAUACUUGAAAACACUUUUACGUCUAUAUUGGAUAUGGCCGGAGUUUUGUUACCUUUUUUGAAGUGGGUUAUUGGAGGUAGCGGUUCAAAAGGUCUGAAGCUACUCAAUUUUAUUGUACGUUCUCCAUGGAGUACUAUUGAUGUUGUUGGCGAGAUCAAGCAGCCUAUCCUUUUUCUUUCUGGAUUGCAAGAUGAGAUGGUCCCCUCAUCACAUAUGCAAAUGCUAUAUGCUAAGGCAGCUACUCGUAAUAACCAGUGUCUUUUUGUGGAGUUUCCCACCGGCAUGCAUAUGGAUACUUGGCUGACUGGUGGCGAUCGUUACUGGAGUACAGUUCAACAGUUUCUUGAACAACAUGCUCCAGAGAAAAAUGAAGACAGAUCAUCCCCUAAUGGAAACGAUGCUGGGGCUAGGUGAUUGGCUGACAUUAGAUUAUUGCAAUGAUACUAAUUGGCUAACUAAGGAUUCAAACAGUUUCUGCCCUUUGAAGUUGCAGCCCGUAAGAGCCUUCUGUGAAAAGAUGUUUCCUGCUGGGACAUGCCGCGUCACUUCAGGCUAUUUUAUUGGACAAUUUUGGUUAGAUUGUGGUUUUCAGAACUUGGAAGAUUCUCAAACAAUUUGCAGUUCCUUUUGCUAUACUGUACAUCAUUCACAUUUUGGAUGCCUAAUCAAAUUCGACAAGUGUCGUGUAGAAUAAUAAUUUAUUAAAGCCAUAUAUACACCUGUAUGUACUGUUAUUUAUGCUGCUAUUAAAGAACGGGUUCUUUUCUUUCUUA